UGGUAUUUCUGCCAGGUUGCAGCUCGCAUCGAAACCCCCUCCGCGCGGCACAUAAUCGGACCAAACCAUUGCCGCAGUUUGAGGUUUUAACACCUGUCACAUGAGCGUCGAGUUGCGUAAACCGGCGGCUCCCACUGCAGCCGAGCGCGUUCACACCGCUCCACCGCAGACCAGACACCAGACGCGGUCGUGUUGAGGAGCUGCCACGGAGCAGCGUCCGGAGAGAGGAGCUGCUCAAUUACACCGACUCCCCUAUUGUGCGUCCGGGCUGCAGCAUCAGUCACUGCCUGCAAUGGCGAUGCUGUAGCGAUAGUAGUGAGUCCAAACGUUCCCUGAAGUGGCGAUUCCCGUCCCGGACUACAUUUACGAGCGUGCGUGUGUGCGCGGGGAAGCGAUGUUAUCGUCGGAAAGGCUUUGCAGUGAGAGCGUCGUUAUUCACCCCUGGAUUACUGUUUGUUUUUAUCGCGAAGACGGAGCCAUGAAUGUCAGAUUGUAGACAGCGCUGUGGUAGGCCAAACUAAACUCCUCACUCCUUAUGUUCUAAUGAGGCCACGGCAAUGCUGACAUCUCCUCUGAACCCAAAGACACCAUCAUGCUAAAGACCGAGGCGUCGGGGGAGAGGACCAGCCUCAGGAGUGCCUCCCCCCACCGCAAUGCCUACCGAGCGGAGUUCCAGGCACUCAAGAGGGCCUUUGACCAGCCUCGGAUUGAUGGAAACUCAAAACCCAAAGAUGUGGAAAGGGUCAAACAACCAAGAGGUCGCCAGUAUGGCUCCCAUGUCAGCCGCAUCAAGGACAUGUUCAUGCAGAUGGGCUCAGAGACUAUAGCAGCUAAGACAAAGUGUCAAGAUGAUUCUUCACCACAGAAGAUGGUCAAGCCCACCAACUUCAUCAACAAGGCCGAUGGAUCCGUGAUAAAACUCCAGCAUUCCUCAUCAGCUGAAAGGAUCGGAGCUUUGGGAGCAAAGUUCUCUGAAACGAGGAAGCUGUUUGAGCAGCAGUCCCGUGACCAGUCCCAGUCACCAGUCUCUCACUAUGGACGUGAUAAAAGAGGCUCCCAUGAGCACCUUGAUGACUGGCGAGGUGCAAGGUCCAAUCGAGGCAGCACAGACUCCCUGGACUCGCUUUGCUCCAGAACCGAGGCAUCCUCACCGACUGUCAGUCAACUCAGUGCUGUUUUUGAAAAUGUCGACCACCACAAUCAGGGUGCGCCCUGCAGAGGAAUCAGCAGACGAGCCCUCUACUCGCCAGACGGAUUCAACCGUCAAGGGGGGGAUCUCAGUGAGGAUGAUUCACGACAGUCUCCAGUUCGUGGAAAUUACCGGGGCAGGACAGGGGGAAAGUUACCCUCAUCCAUGUCCUCUGAGGACCUCUUGACUCCCAGUCUUGAAGCAGAGACAGAGGAGUUGAAACAAGCUCCACAAGAUGAGGAUGCCCAAGACAAAGCAGACAAGGCCGGAGAUAGACUGCGGCUUUCUGGGGCCACCACUGAUGUAAGCCAGGUGAAUGGUUCUUGUAAGGAAGAUGAGGAACUUUCGGAGGAUCCUGGGCUGUCCAAAGCUUCAAAACCUUCAAAACCUUCAGAUGAUGCUGUGAUUACCAACAAAACCUUGAGUGAUGCCACUCCAGAGCCCCUGCCAACCACAAACACACCAGCUGAAAGCCAGCAGGCUGGAGAUGGUUCUCGAGAUGAAAAGCCUUCUGAAUCGCCCAACGACCAGGUGGAAGAACCUAUUGAGGAAUAUACUGGGAGUGAGCGUGUGGUUUUUAAUGCAGAUGGAGAUGCUUGUUACCAGGGUUGGGGUGAGAGCUGUACAGAUCCUGAUGAUGACCUCUAUGGAGACGAUGAAGAUAUUGACUAUGACCCAGGCUCUGAUCUGACCGAGCUUCCUGGUCUCCCAGAGGAAAAUAAAGAGGACGUCCCUCCAAAGAGGAAGAUCGGCUUCAGCACUGCCCCCAUUACGGUGUUUAACACUUACUCCAAUGAGGACUAUGACCGACGUAAUGAUGAAGUGGAUCCUGUGGCGUCCUCUGCAGAAUACGAGCUGGAGAAGAGGGUGGAGAAACUGGAACUCUUCCCUGUGGAGCUGGAGAAAGAUGACGACGGCCUGGGGAUCAGUAUCAUAGGCAUGGGCGUCGGUGCCGAUGCGGGUCUGGAGAAACUGGGCAUCUUCGUCAAGACCGUCAUCGAGGGCGGAGCGGCCGAGAGAGAUGCCAGGAUAAAGGUCAAUGACCAGAUUGUGGAGGUGGAUGGAACCAGUCUAGUGGGCGUCACCCAGAGCUUCGCUGCCUCCGUCCUCAGGAACACAUCAGGAGUGGUUCGGUUUAUGAUUGGCCGAGAGCGUCCGGGCCAGCAGAGCGAGGUGGCCACUCUGAUCCAGCAGACACUGGAGCAGGAGAGGAGACAGAGGGAGCUGCUGGAGCAGCAGUAUGCCCACUAUGAUGCCGAUGACGAUGAGCAGACGGGAGAGUACGCCACGGACGACGAGGAAACGGGGCAGACGGGGGCCGAGGAGAAGAGCAUCGAGGUGUUCGACUUGCCCGAGACGGAGGACAUCUUGUCUCCCUCGGAGUUGGAUGCCAAUAAACUCUACCAGAAAUUCAGAGAGCUCCAGAUCAAACACACAGUGACCGAGGCCGAGAUCCAGAAGCUUAAAAACAAGUUGGCGUCAGUGGAGAAAGAGAAGCAGCGCUGGGAGAAAGAGAAGAGCCAGCUGAAGGCGAGCAUAGACGAGAACAAGGAGAGGAUGCUGAAACUGGAGAGCUACUGGAUCGAGGCGCAGACUCUGUGUCACACUGUCAACGAGCACCUGAAGGAGGCGCAGGCCCAGUAUCAGUCUCUGGAGAAGAAAUACAACAAAGCCAAGAAAUUAAUCAAAGACUUCCAGCAGAAGGAGGUGGAGUUUAUCCAGAAGGAGGAUGCAGAGAGGAAGCGGCUGGAGGAUGCUGAGAAAUCUCACCUGGCUGAGAUCCAGGGACUCCAAGUCAGGAUUGCAACACUGGAGUCCGAGCUCAUGCAGCUGAUGAAGCAGAAUGGCAUCCAGGUCAACAACAACAACAGCAACAGCGCCGAGAGGCUGAGCGCUCAGCGACGCGGUCCCAUCUGCGCUGCAGCACAAGCCAGAGAUUUAAGGGACUCACCCAGCAAAAAGAUGAGCUGCAGAGGAGUGACCCAUGACAGCAUGAGCUCUACAGAAGGAGAGGUAUUAGGUUCUAUUUGUAGCGUGGCCCCUGGUGAAGGAGGAGCAGCCGUCCUCAGAGUGCCAGGCAGCGCCGAAAGCUCCCCGAGGCGAACGCUGCACCAAACGACCGCCGCAGGACUCCUCCAGGAUGGUUCUCAGUCGAGCCCAUGUCACAGCCUGGAGGAGCACAGGCAGACUCCAGACUCUGGGAAAACCAAAGGGAAGGAGACGGAUCCCAGAGCUUCACCUGGAAACAGCUCCACAGAGCCAUCAGCAGAGGACAGUCCAGAAAAACUCAAGGCCAAGACCUCCCUCACAUGGCCCCACUUCUUCUCCUAUUCAUAUUACUUGGGGCCCACCUUGAACGAGGAUCUGAGCGCGAGCAGCAGCAGCAGCUCGGUGGAAAUCAGCGGUCUGCUGAGCGAGGCCAAGAAGUCUGGACGCUCUCACGCGCUUGUGCUGUCCUCAGAUGAGAGUCUGGAUAUGAUAGAUGACGAGAUCUUCGAUGAGAGCCAGCCUUCGAGGCAGCAUCAGUGGCAGAACCACGGUAUUACAGAGUGGACCUCGCAGCAGGUGGCCCACUGGCUCAUGGGCCUCAACUUAGAACACCAUAUCCCAGAAUUCACUGCCAAAAACAUAGAUGGGGAACAGCUGCUGGAGCUAGAUAGCACUGAGCUAAAGGCUCUUGGAGUCACUUUGUCGCAGGACCGCGCUCUGAUCAAGAAAAAGAUCAAGGACCUCAAAGUUCUGAUGGAGAAGGCCAAGAGGAACCGCGAGAAGGUGGAGAAACAGCGCGAGAAGCUACGGAAGAGAGAGCUGGAGCAGCAGCCGCAGAACGAGGCGGAGUGAAGAAAAUUGGCUGGCUCAACUUUACUGUAGCAAAUCAGCAGCAUGGAGCAGGAAUCGAAACUGUCAGUAGGCCCACAAACAAGCCCUGAGGGACACCUUCUCUGUAGUUUGGUAUAGUUCUCACUGCUGGAGCUCCAACCCCAAAAUGACCGUGUGUUCAGUGACCUUUUUUUUCCACGACGAAAAUCAAACCAAAAUAAUCAGUUAGAUAAUAAGAUGCUGCCCCUUCAUCGGCCUUACUAUACACCUAUCCUUUUGUUUUUUAGCCAUUUAGUAAAUACGAUCUAUUUUAAAAUUGUAAAUUGGGUUAAUUUACCGUUUCUAGAUGAAUCAUUUCUGUGCUCAUUUCUUCAUCAUCCCACCGUCGUCCUCAGAGCCAUGACACAACAUGAACGUGUGCAUAUGGACAAAUGCAGACACAUAUCUCUCUGAUGUGCCAUGUGGUUUAGACGUAUGUAUAUAUUGUUCAGACACAUUGAUUCUAUUGCUUUGAAGCGCACACACACACACACAAGUCCGUGUGGAAUAUGGAACAUGUGAGGCAGUACUCAUCUCCCACCACUGGGUGGCCACGUGCUGCUGACUUUGACUACUGACCAAGUCAUCACACUGGGACAUUUUUAAGCCGAACUGAACUGGCAACCAAAUUUCUCUAAGAGAGAAAAGUUUUUUCCGCAAGAACACUGGACAUGUAAACACUGUACAUUUAUGUGAACCUGACAGUAUACUGUACAUGUACCACAAGUAUAACAGUUCUCUAUGGCGGGGACACGCUGUAGUCAUAGGACUGAUUCUAAUGGAGACUUCAGGUACAUAUAAUCACUUACCAAACCCCGUAUCAUACAUGCAACACACACACACACACACACAAAAAAGACCUUUUUAAAAGCAACUUGGGUGCAUAAAUGUGCAUACUCUUGCUUUGACUCUGCUUGUAAACCUGCUUUUGCCCACUUUUUAUCGUCUCUCAAUCAAAUCAUGAAAUAAUACCCCACCACUGCCUUUAGACAUUAAGUAGAAUAGGAUUUUUUUUCUGUGAGUGUUAAAAACACACAGUAAAGCUGACCGAUCCAUUUCUGGUUGUUCUUUUAUAACGAGUCUGUUAGAUUCACCAGGCAAACGAACGUUUGGAAUACUUAAGGAUAUUUAAGAAUGCUGCCACACACAUGUACACAGUAUUUAAGAUGACCUGAUACUACUGAUGUUACACUGGAAAUUGUGUACCUGAUAGAUGCAAUAUUGUUUUAAUUUCCCCAUGAACCUGGUUCAGUAAGAUGUAACAUUUCUUUCUUUUUUUUAUUUAUUGGGUAGACGAAGAAUAUAAUUUUGAACUCUGAUUUUUGACCUCUUUAUGUACUUUAUGCAGUUUAGGAUGAUACGUCUCUGUGAGGGACGAGUUCCUUGUGUGUUCCUUCUCGAUCAUUCCCAGGAAUCAUUCUAUUUGUUUACAGCAAAUAUAGAGACACUAGUUUCCACCGUGAUAGAAACAAAGGCAACUUUACAAUUUUUAGUCCCUCUUUGUCUUCAGGGUUAACGGGUUAAGAGCAAGAAUAAUCGUCGUGGUUACCGAAAAACCUCCAAGACAGGAACCACGACUGAUCUGUUCAGUGUUAUUAUUUAUUUAUUUAUGUAUUUAACAAAGCAACCUACUAUUGUUUGUAAUGACGUAUACAAAAUAAGAGUAUUACUAACACCUAAUAAUGAUUUAUCCAGAAUUGUAUAAUUCCCCCCCCCCCACCAAGACAUAAUUAAAACUGUUUUAUUAGCACUGUCUUAGAUUGACAUGGUCUCUAACAAACAAAGGGACAGUUUGGAACGAAAACAGUAAGCCUCUCUCUCCCCGAUUGUGCUCGUGGGUUUCCUCUAACACAACCACAGUGCUGCUGCUGCUGCAGCGCCACUCCAAUAAACUGCUCAUGAUGUGUUCUUAUGAACUGUUUUGUAACACUUGAACCUCUUCUGUGAAUACCCUCGCUCUUUUUUUGACUCUUUUGUAUGUAUAGUUAAAAAAAGAAAAAAACCCCAACAACAACAACUGAGAGCAAUAUUGCUGUACGAAUCCUACAGAAGCCUUGUUUUCUAUCGUGUCACAGUGUGUGUCCGCCGGGGACCCCGGGGGGGGAGGCGAGCAGGGUCCGGCCUGAGCCAAAAUGUGAUUCCAUAUCUUUUCUAUGUGCUUGACAGAGCUUGCCUGGCUUGAUGAAACCAACGUAUGAAUGAGUCCCUGGUGCUACUUGCGACGUUUUCAAGCAGCAUCUGGAAGGGUGUUUUGGCGUUCACAUGCGCCAGGAAGCAAAAGAUAAUCACACUGCUAUAGCCAUGCGCUCACUCUAUUCGAAAGCUAAGCUCACUCUCCUCCUUUAUUUGUCAUGACCUUGAUCUGUCUCUCUCUCUCUCUCUCUCUUUCUCCCUCUCUUUUUUGGCAUUCUGAAAAGUUUGAAAGGGCAGCUACCUGUCACACUGAAUAAAACGUGCAGCCACUGUC
Messenger RNA from Solea solea (common sole), 6515 nucleotides. RefSeq names its product protein phosphatase 1, regulatory subunit 9A (gene ppp1r9a). Gene Ontology annotation, cellular component: postsynaptic density; cytoplasm; dendrite. Gene Ontology annotation, biological process: actin filament organization; neuron projection development; calcium-mediated signaling. The coding region runs from base 593 to 4030 and encodes 1145 amino acids. The record is from RefSeq and is a predicted model, not a curated record. Lineage: Eukaryota; Metazoa; Chordata; Actinopteri; Pleuronectiformes; Soleidae. Gene Ontology annotation, molecular function: actin filament binding. The transcript has 21 exons.